AUAUCUGUGUUGAAUAUUUAUAUCUAUAGGAAAUGCGUGGUCACUUGAGAUAAACUUAUAUUUCACGCUGCCUAAUACACACAUAUAACUACACAGUUGUGUUAUAUUUCAGAUACUCACAACAUGUCGGGUGAAAGUGAAAAGGUGGUGCCAAGGCAAGAGCUACAUACAUUUGUGGUUCGAGCAAUGGAGGCUGUUGGUCUGCAGACAGACAGGAGUUCAGUCCUAGCCGAUUUGCUGGUAUCUGCAGACUAUAGGGGGCAUUACAGUCAUGGAUUGAAUCGACUAGAUAUGUAUUUGAAUGAAAUAAAAUCUGGAACAGCAUCUAAAGAAAAUAAAGAACCGGAUAUUGUAAAAGAAUCUGCUGGAACAGCACUAGUGGAGGGAAAUAAUUUAAUUGGUCCAUAUGUUGCCAGAUUUUGUAUGGACCUUGCUAUUCAAAAAGCAAAAACAGCUGGUAUAGGUUUUGUUUCAUGUAGAGGGUCAAACCAUUUCGGAAUAGCAGGGUGGUAUAGCUUGCGUGCAAUGGAGCAAGGUUUUCUGGGCAUGGCAUUCUGUAAUACCUCUCCUAUGAUGGUUCCUCCACGAGGGACAACGAGAACGUUGGGAACAAAUCCGUUAAGUCUAGCAGCACCGGCCAAUAAUGGUGAUAGUUUUGUCUUGGAUAUGGCAACCACUGCAGUAGCAUUAGGAAAGGCAGAAUUAAAAGACAGAAAAGGAGAACCGUUACCAAGUGGUUGGACUGUUGAUAAGAGUGGUCAUGAAACACACGACUUUAAGAAUCUCCAUGGUUUGAUGCCUCUUGGUGGAAAAGAAGAAAGUAGUGGCUACAAGGGCUAUGGUCUCGCUAUGAUGGUAGAAACAUUUUGUGGUAUUUUAAGUGGUGGAGCUUUUGGACCAUUUGUACGACAGUGGAAAGCAUUUGAAAGACCCGCAAACUUAGGACAGUGUUUUAUAGCUAUAGAUCCCAGUCAAUUUGAAGAAGGAUUUACGGACAGAAUGCAGACAUUAAUUGAUGCUUGCCGGGAUCAGCCAUCAGCGGAUAAGGAUCCAGUAUUAGUCCCCGGAGACCCAGAGAGAAACCACAUGGAACUCUGUGACAAACUCGGUGGCAUACCUUAUCAUGAAAAUCAAAUAACAUUUGCUAAUGAAAUUGCAACGACCUACAAGUUAGCGCCAAUGAAAACUUUAUGAUCGAAACAUUAAUACUGAACUAAUAACAUUUUUCAUUGUGCUUCCAAUAAGGGAUAUUCUAAAUAAAUAUUAUCUCGAGAAUAACUUGAUUGUUAAGAUCAAUGUGCUAACUGCAUGGUGCUGAACAAAAGAAAACUUGUUUUAUGAAAAAGUAACAAAAUCAAUAGUUUGUUUACGUUGGUAACCUUACUUAUUUAAAGUCAUUUAGAAACAUUAGCUCAAUUAUGUAUAUUUUAUAUAAUGUGUUAACAUGUGAGGGAAAUUUAACACUGUUUCCGAUUGAUACAUUUCGUUGGUCACGAAUGACAACUCUUUUAAAAAGUUCUAAAACACUGCCAUGGGAAUUGUUGCUGCGUUUAUGUUUUGUAUGUUGGUGUUUAAUUAGCUUGUAGACAAAAAUAAUGCCUAGA
Mytilus trossulus (common blue mussel) is the source of this 1604-nucleotide messenger RNA. RefSeq lists its product as uncharacterized. Gene Ontology annotation, molecular function: oxidoreductase activity. The coding region runs from base 124 to 1194 and encodes 356 amino acids. The transcript has 13 exons. The record is from RefSeq and is a predicted model, not a curated record. NCBI's taxonomy places the organism in Eukaryota, Metazoa, Mollusca, Bivalvia, Mytilida, Mytilidae.